AUGUCUAUUGAUAAUCAACUUUCAAAAAUGUACUAUUGUCGGAUAUGUUCGAAUAAAGAAUAUCAUGCAAUUCAAUUAAUUGAACCAUUAGUUGAUCUUAUUCGUGAUCCAUUAACAAUGUGUCCUCGUAUUUCUUCUGUUCCGUCGAAUCUUUAUCUUACUCGUGAAUUUGCUCUUCAUUCAAAGCGUUUCCUUCUUUUUGCAUCUUCAUCACCAUUCCAUAUCGAUUCACCUUUGACAACAACUAUGACUUCAUUUGCACUAUGGCUUUAUACAUCGGGUUCACAAAAAACUCUUAUUGAUAUUGACAGUUCAUAUUUUAAAAGUCGAAAUGGAAAUAUAGCUGAAAUUGGUAUAACAUGGUGUUAUGAUUAUUUUAAAGAAAAAUCUAUUCGAUUUGAUCGUAUUAUUGCUUAUGAAUAUCAGAAAUUAGGAAGUCGUCGUGUUUGA
Molecule: messenger RNA, 450 nt
Organism: Rotaria sp. Silwood1
Lineage: Eukaryota; Metazoa; Rotifera; Eurotatoria; Philodinida; Philodinidae
Source: the annotation of a GenBank genome assembly